Molecule: messenger RNA, 795 nt
Organism: Closterium sp. Naga37s-1
Lineage: Eukaryota; Viridiplantae; Streptophyta; Zygnematophyceae; Desmidiales; Closteriaceae
Source: the annotation of a GenBank genome assembly
AUGCGCAGGGAGGCAUUGGCAGCUAAGGAUGCGGCGGAGGCAGUCCCCGAGCUCGGCAUGGUGGACGACGUGGUGCGUGCCUUCUCCGAGCACAUCGGCCGCAGCAGCGUGGACUACACCAAGUUUCAGAAUCUCCAGCGCGUCUACUGCCAGACGAAUCUGGAGGCGCAGGGCAUAAACGACGUGCGCUGGCUCUCCCGUGGCGAGGCGAUCCAGCGGUUCCUUGACGUUCUGCCUGCCGCCAUUGUCGUGCUGAAGGACUACAAGAAGGACUUGUACGAGGUAGUCACCUCGUUCAAGUUCCACUUGCUCAUCCGCUUCCUCGUGGAUGUGCUCUGGGAGCUCAACCAGCUCAAUCUGCGCUUUCAGCAACGUCAGACGCGCUACUUCGACAGGUCCCCUGGUCACUUUUUUGGCAGCGGAGAGAAGAUGCAGCUGCCUGACUUCAUCAAGGCUCACCAGAAGAUGGAUAAGCGACAGAUGAAAGCGGAAGGCGUGGACGCGGACGGCAACGCCGUCUCCUUCGAAUUCACCCUGCACGAACGCCCCCUGCCAGGCCAUGAGACAGACGGUGAUGUAACCGCGUGCUUCGAGCUUUCGCUCAAGUUCAUCCGCAAAGUGGACGCGGAGCUGGAGUGGCGCAUGCGCGACCUCAACCUCCUCGAAGGCGCCAAGCUGUUUCGUACGGCGUCGUAUGUGGCCGACGACACCCAGCGGCUGGAGUCCUUCAGGAAGUGGCUUGGCCAGCUCCACAAGCUGUACAACCACAAGCUGCCUGGUAAGCGUGUUUGUUAG